UGCCGACCUUCCAAGAAGUGCUGGAACAGUUAGCGGAGAUUCAUGCCUUAGAAGUGGCGAGGUUGGCACGACGAUGUUCAACAUUAGAAGGGCAUUUGGGCAGUGAUGGGAUUUACGUGGAGAUUUUGGAAGAGGAGGAGUCUUUUCAGGACGCUCCAGUGGCUGCACCAAGACGCAGAAACUUCACCGACAUUGACACUUGCUGUUUGACCCCCAUGUUCGGAUCCUACCGUGGAUCGCGACCACCGAAACGACCACGACCUGUCCGCAAGGCCGCAAAGGUCCCUCGUCCAGAAAGGUCAUUGGCUGAUGCAGAAGAUGCAGAGGAACCUUGCAACUCAGACGAGAUGAAGGUCUUCACCCGUCACUUCGGCCCUGACGUGGAACAGCUGGGCUUUCGUAUCCGCUGGAGCGACGGAUCCGGCCAGCCCAGCGUACAGAUGUUGGAGCCCAACUCGGCUGCGCAGCAACGCGGGUUGCAAGAAGAUGACGUGAUACUUGCGAUUAACGGCAUCGAAACUGCUGGCAAAGAUCGCAGUGUCCUGUUGCCUUCUUUGAAAGAAAGGCCUUUGGAGCUCAAGCUAUCUCGUCCAGAGGAUCCAGCGCAGGAGCUGGCGGAACUAGCCGCCGAGCCAGUGCCCCAUGAAAUGUGCGAAGUUCAGGCGUCUAAAGUGGAGCGUGAAGUCGCCGAAGAGCCAACACCGAAGCACAUCCUGACGAAGGUACUCCAGAGAUCGCAGACUGAUAUCUCAUGUGGGUCAAAUGAAGAGGACAGCCCCAAAAGCAAUCCCAUCACAGGCACAGGCUCCUUCCGGCAAUCCGUUUUUGGAGACAGAUUGGGGUUGAAGAAGUACGUUGAACAGCAGGACAUGCAAGAGACCUUGGUAUCUAAGACAGUCCGUCGCAUUUUGGGUUCGACUAAAGCCGAUGGAGCGUUCAACAAAUUCCGCCGCAUGGCAACAAACUUUGCUAUUUGGUGGGAUAGCCUGGAGGAACCUCCUAGGGAAGGGCGAAUCUUCGAUUUGGUGCAGUCUCGCUGGUUCCAGACUCUAUCGGCAACUGUGAUCAUUGUGAACGCCAUCGUGGUGACCUGGUUGACCGACUGGAGCUUGAUCAAUGAGGGCAGGAAUAUGCCACCGAACUUUCAGUUCGUAGAUCUUGGUUUCCUCCUGUUCUAUGCGGUCGAAGUAAUCUUGAGAAUCUCGGUCAGCAAAGGUUUCUUCUUCGUGAAUGAGAGCGCUACCUGGAACAUCUUCGAUCUUAUGUUGGUGGUCUUCUCCACUAUGGAUUGUGCGUUCAAUUGGCCUGCAGAUGGCAAUGAGGCGCCACCCAACAAUCUGGGGUAUAUGCGAGUCUUCCGCAUGUUCAAAUUUGCCAAGAUCCUCCGCACCAUUCGCAUCAUUUCAUUUGUGCGAGAGCUUUCGAUGAUGCUGGAGAGCUUCAGGAAGUGCAUGGUUGCCAUGUUUUGGGGUUUGGUACUUCUGUUGUUCUUGCUCUACGUUUUCGCGCUGGUCUUUGCUCAAGGCGUUGCGAGUCAUAUCGCUGCAGAGGAGGUGUGGACCUUCUCAGAAGAGGACCGGGAGCUGAUGAUGGACUCCUUUGGUUCAGUGGGUGAUUCCAUGCUAUCCCUGUACCUCUCAGUGACUGGUGGCAACGACUGGUCUAUGUACUACAUCAUCAUGACACAAAUCGGCUCGUUUUAUCCUGCAGUCUUUCUGAGCUAUACCUUCUUCUUUAUUUUUGCCCUCUUCAACAUCUUGACGGGAGUGUUCGUUGAGAGGGCUGUUGCUGCUUCUCUUCCAGAUCGGGAGGAGCUCAUUAACGAGGAGAGGAAAAAACUCUUGAAGCAGGUGGAAGAAUUGCGAUCACUUUUCAAGGCUCUCGAUACUGAUGGCUCCGGCAGGAUCAGCAAGGCGGAGUUCAUUAACGCCAUGAAAGAUGACCGUAUCGUGUCGUACAUGCACACCCUGGCUCUUGAAAUGCACGAUGCUGAGCACUUCUUCGAUAUCAUCGCUGACAACUGCGAGGAAGUGGAUAUCGAUGCCUUCAUCGAGCACAGCAUGGCCAUGAGAGGGAACGCCACUGCCCUGGAUAUGCGGCGUCAACUCAUUCAACUUGGCAAGGUGGCGGAGCAGCUUCAUGUUUGGGACGCAGAGCGAUGGCCAUAUUUGCAGAGGGCGUUGCGACGGAUAGGGGCAGGCCGCGAUCGCGUGGAGCAGAGUCAAGGUUUGGGAACAAGGACUCUUUCAACUUUGAUUGAAUGAUCCGCCCCUUCGAAUUAAAGGUACCGGAUCAAGCUUCGUGCCUACGGACAUCUCUUGAUCGGAAGUCCGCACGUUUCACCUUUUUUGAGUAGAGAUACACCAUGCGUCGCGUUGGCGAAACCCGUGACUUGUCAACUGCCCCAGGUGGAAAGCGAG
This is a messenger RNA of Cladocopium goreaui, 2420 nucleotides long. The record is from the annotation of a GenBank genome assembly. NCBI's taxonomy places the organism in Eukaryota, Dinophyceae, Suessiales, Symbiodiniaceae.